GCGCGCCGCAGGCCCCGCCUCUGCCCUCCGACCCGGCUCCUGUCCCUCGGCGGUCAGCCCCGGAGACCCCGCCUCGACGGGCCCAUCGCGCGUCCGUGCGCCGCUCUCUCUGGGUUACCGCCCGGCGUGUCGGUGACCGCGGUGGGUGGAGAGGCCGCCGCCGAACCUGUUCCCGCAGCCUGUACGUGAGAGGCGAUCGGCUCCCAGGGGCAGCUCUGGACUGCACCCGCCGGCUGCCGGCAGGAAAGGAAACCAGGGCACGGCCAGACCAAGCAGCCCCCCACAUGACCGGGAGCUGACCUCCGGGACGCGCCGGCGGCGAUGGGCGGCGAGGACCUCGAAGCCGAAAUCCACCCGCUGAAGAACGACGGCGGGAAGUGGCGGGGCAGCCCGGGGGCCCGGGCGGGGAAGAGCGGCGGCCCGCGGAGCCCGGCCCCGCAGCCGCGCCUCUCCCGCUGCCGCACCGCGGCGCUUUUCCUCUCGCUGUUCGCCUGCCUCCUCGUGGUGUUCGUGGUCUCGUUCGCCGUCCCGUGUCCGGACCGGCCGGCGCCGCAGGGCGCGUGGAGCGUCAGCUACGACUCGGCGGUCACCUAUGACUUUCUGGCUACAGAAGACAUAAACAGGGACAGGAUCCAAGAUGUCCUCUUUCUUUAUAAAAGCACCAAGGGCAGCAGCCAUUUCAACCUAUCCUGUGCUGAUGAAGGCUUCUCCUACCCCUGCACCUUUGUGGCGGCCAUGUCGGGGGCCAACGGCAGCAUGCUCUGGGAGAGGCCCGCAGCCCAGGAUGGGGCCCUCGUGGCCUGUGCCGUCCCGCAGCCAGAGGGCAGUGGGGCCUCCGCCUGCAUCAUCGUGGGCAGACCAGGCCCCUUCGUGGCUGUGGACUCGUCCACAGGGCAGAGCCUGUGGAACCGCCCCAGCGGCUUUGGGAGCAACGUGUCCGUCCUCGGCCCUCCGCUCCAGGUGCCGGAUGCCGACGCCGACGGGGCUCCAGACCUGCUGGUUCUCACCCACGAGGAAAGGGAGGUUAUCGGCUAUGUCUAUUCAGGAAGCACCGGGAAACAAAUUGGCCGCGGGGGCUGCCUCGGGGUGGAUGGGACCAGCGGCUCCCUCCUGCACGUCACCAGGGCAGGUGCCCACUACAUCCUUCUGCCCUGUGCUCAUGCCCUGUGUGGCUGCUCCGUGAAGGGUCUCUAUGAGAAGGUGACCGAGAGAGACAGUGCCCUGAAGAAGGAUGCCCUGUGGGAGGACAUGCUCAGCAUGCUCCCUGGCAGGCUGCCCAGGCGCAGCUCAGGGGCCGUCCGCCACCUGAUGAGUGUGCCGGGGGAUGCUGGUGAGGACCUGCUCCUUGUGAGCUCCGAGGCCUGUGUGCUGUUGGACGGACAGGAUCUGGCGCCCAGGUGGACUCUCAGUGUAGCCCAGGUCCCGAGAAAACCUGUCCUUGGCCACUACAAACCUGACACCUUGGCCGUGGUCAUUGAAAACGGAACUGGCAUUGACAGACAGAUCCUGCUCUCGGACCUCAGCACUGGGGCUGUCCUGUGGAGCCAGGCCCUCCCUGGCCUCCCUGGGGACCCGCAGUCCGCCAGCCUGCCAACUGCAGACCACCGCUCAGCCUUCUUCUUCUGGGGCCUGUGCGAGCCAGAGGGUGCCAACCAGACGGAACCCAGACACGCCCGGCACAGCCUGUACAUGCUCCACCCCUCGCUGCCCGGCAUUCUGCUGGAGCUGGUCAACGUCUCCGCCAACAUCGUCGCCUUCCAAGUGGCCCUGUUUGAGCCCGGCCGCCACGCCGCCUUUGUCCUCCUGACGGGCCCAGCCAGCCCCCACACCCCGGGCCUGGUCUCCGUGGUCAAGCACAAGGUGCGGGACCUGGUCCCCGGCAGCAGAGUGGUCCGCCUGGCUGCGGGCGUGCCUGACAGCGACCAGGCCAUCCGGGACCGGUUCUCCCGCCUGCGGUACAGAAGUGAGGCCUAGGUGCAGAGCAGCUGCCGGAAUGAGCGCCCUGGGGAUUGCCCCUCACUGCUCAGUCCGCAUGCUGGCUGCCCCCUCCUGACUGACGACGCCCUCCAUGGGGUGUCAGUCCUGCCAGCAUGCUGUCCUCUCACAAUGGGGUCAUGCUCAAGGCCGGCUGCCUUUGUGCAGGCCUCACUGGGCCCCUUGGGCCUUGCUUGCCCUGCAGCACCCCACCUCCCUUGUCUACACCCAGCAGGGCCAUCGUUGUGGAGGAGCCCAGGCCUGCCCUGCACUGUCCCCCUGGGGUGUUGGACCCUGGGGUGGCCUUGGCCGCAGCUGGGACCUGAGGCAGUGCCAGCCCCCAGCCCCUCCAAGAGCAAGGAGGGGAGGCCCUGGCAUGGUUGGUGACUGGCCUCGGAGGGCCCUUAGGCCGGACGGGUGUGCAGGAGCUUGGGGGGGCAUGGAGGGUGGGGCUGCCCUGGAGCUGGGAGGCUGGCCUGCUGCCCAUGGACACCCCCCGGGGCCUUACGCCCCUCUGCUGGUUGACUGCUGUGAAUGUCCUGAGGAACUGGCCAUGGGACGCACCUGGGGUCACUUGGCGCCCCCUUCACACACUGGAGCUGCUUAUCCCCUGGUCCCUGUGCCUCUCCUUCCUGGUGCCACCGUCCCGGGCAGUGGUGCACGAGAUGCAGGACCCACCUCUGUGCCUUGUACCCCAGGCCGCCGCGGUGCUCGUGUGGCUCAGCCUCACCCCAACAAAAAAAAUCCAGUCCCGCAGGAAGAAAUAACAGAAUAAACAUUUGCACUGUCUGAAAAGG
Molecule: messenger RNA, 2771 nt
Organism: Manis pentadactyla (Chinese pangolin)
Lineage: Eukaryota; Metazoa; Chordata; Mammalia; Pholidota; Manidae
Gene: FAM234A
Product: family with sequence similarity 234 member A
Exons: 13
Coding region: 322-1974 (550 amino acids)
Molecular function (GO): protein binding
Source: RefSeq, a predicted model, not a curated record